Molecule: messenger RNA, 264 nt
Organism: Parastagonospora nodorum SN15
Lineage: Eukaryota; Fungi; Ascomycota; Dothideomycetes; Pleosporales; Phaeosphaeriaceae
Exons: 2
Coding region: 1-264 (87 amino acids)
Source: RefSeq, a predicted model, not a curated record
AUGGCUGUCUCCUCCGGGCACCUUAGCAGAUUAGCUGCCCAGCCCGCCGCGCGCGCGCGCGAGCUCCCCACACGGCCUCCUGCUAGCGUGGAGGCCUUGCAGGACCGCGUCGCUGGUUUCGCACUUUGCUUCUUCCCAGCGAUCCAUGGUCCUCUAUGCAUCGAAUUCGCUCUCGUGUCAUCAAAGGCGCACGCUCCGCCUUCCUUCAUCCCACCCCUGCCAUCCGCCUCAAUCCAUCUCGAGAACACUCAGUACUAUGGCUAG